Molecule: messenger RNA, 1179 nt
Organism: Scaptodrosophila lebanonensis
Lineage: Eukaryota; Metazoa; Arthropoda; Insecta; Diptera; Drosophilidae
Exons: 4
Coding region: 1-1179 (392 amino acids)
Source: RefSeq, a predicted model, not a curated record
AUGUCCAAGACAUGCUGCGUUAAUCUCUUUGAUAAGAAGGUUGGGGAAAGAUUUGAAAAGCAUAGCGACAAAUUGUGUGAAUAUUAUAAAGAUUCCGAGCUGCGAGUGCAGGAAUUACGCGUCCUACCAGGCACUGCCAAAGGAGAUAAUUUCGCCAGCAUUAUAUUGCGCAUAAAUGUGAAGUAUAGUCGUGGAAAGUCCGAAGGGCGAACUGAUUCAGUGUCUUUCUUGGUAAAGACAUCAUUUGCCGAACAGGAUCUGAGCGCUAAUGUAGUGCGGGACUAUAAUAUCUACAUACGGGAGAUGGAUAUGUAUGAGAUUAUAUUACCAAAGCUGGCGCUGCUACUCAAGGAGCUCGGCGAUGAAAGCAAACUUUUUGCGAGCACUGUGAACGUAGAUCGAGAGGUUUCGGCUAUCAUGUUCGAAGAUAUGUUGCUGGAGAAUUAUGGAAUGGCCUGUCGCUUCAAGCGCUUAGACUUGCAACAUACGCAACUGGUCCUUGAGAAAUUGGCAACAUUUCACGCAAUAGGAGCGGUUCUAAAUGAGCGCGAGCCUGGAAUUUAUGCCAAAAAUUUCGAUCGUGGUAUCUUUAAUCGUUACACUCGUGGCUAUCAGCCCAUAAUGGAGCAGCUUUUUAAGUAUGGGGAACGAACAACAGAUGUGAACGAUCGUGAUUUUAUGACGCUCGCUCACGGCGAUGUCUGGACGAUGAACGUUAUGUUUCAAUACGAUGCACAACAGAGACCCAGUAAUGCCAUACUGAUCGAUUUUCAAUUCAGUGUUUGGUGCUCUCCAACCAUCGAUCUUCACUACCUCUUAAAUACAUCGUUGCCCGAACCAGUGCGCUUGCAAGAUCAGCCGAAAUUGGUGCAAUACUAUUAUUAUAAGUUAGUGGAGGUGCUAAAGAAACUACGAUAUGCUGGGUAUAUCCCAAGUCUUUUUGAGUUCCAACGACAGUUCGAGGCACGUGCGUUUUACGGGCUUUUCGGUGCGCUAGUUUUCCAGCCGGUCCAGCUUUAUCAAGGCCAGGAGAAGGGUUCCAUUGAAAUAAUCCUUUCCGAAGAUGAAAGUGCUAUGCAGUUUAAAGAUUCCGUUUUUCAAAAUGAUGUUAUGAUAAAUAAAUUGCACAGACUGCUGCCGUUUUUCGAUCGUAAAGGCCUGCUAGAUGAUAUGCAUUAA